GCACCGGCACCGGCUCCGCUCGCGCCCCGCGCCGCGGCCCGCCGCCGCCGCCGCCCCCUCCCUCCGCUCCGCCCCGCCCGCCGGCGGCGCCGGGACCCGCCGCCCCGGCAUGAAGGUGCUCCGGCACAAGAUCGAGCUGCUGACAGCCAACACUAGACUGCAGAUCCCUGGGGAAGGGCUGCUGCUGCAGGAGAUGACCAUGGCAGGGCUGCAUGAGCUGCGCUUCACCGAGGAGAAGCCACUGCUGCGGGGCCAGGACGCUGAGCUGGAGAACUCGGAUGUCUUCCUCUCUGCUGUGGACACGGACUGGAAGGAACAUGACAUUGAGACCCCCUACGGGCUGCUGCACGUGGUCAUCCGGGGCUCACCGAAGGGAAAUCGCCCGGCCAUCCUGACAUACCACGAUGUGGGCCUCAACCACAAGCUUUGCUUCAACACCUUCUUCAACUACGAGGACAUGCAGGAGAUCACAAAGCACUUUGUGGUGUGCCAUGUGGACGCGCCGGGCCAGCAGGCAGGAGCCUCGCAGUUCCCUCAGGGGUACCAGUACCCAUCAAUGGACCAGCUGGCUGCCAUGUUACCCAGCGUGGUGCAGCAUUUUGGGUUCAAGUACGUGAUUGGGAUCGGUGUUGGGGCAGGAGCCUAUGUGCUGGCCAAGUUUGCGCUCAUCUUCCCCAACCUGGUUGAAGGACUGGUCCUCAUGAACAUCGACCCCAACGGCAAAGGCUGGAUUGACUGGGCAGCUGCCAAGCUCUCUGGCCUCACCAGCACACUGCCGGACACUGUCCUGUCCCACCUGUUCAGCCAGGAAGAGCUGGUGAACAACACAGAACUGGUGCAGAGUUACCGGCAGCAGAUCAGCAGUGUGGUGAACCAGUUCAACCUCCAGCUCUUCCUCAACAUGUACAACAGCCGCAGGGACCUGGACAUCAACCGGCCUGGGACUGUGCCCAAUGCCAAGACACUGCGCUGCCCCGUGAUGCUGGUGGUCGGAGACAAUGCGCCUGCUGAAGAGGGGGUGGUGGAGUGUAACUCCAAGUUGGAUCCCACCAACACCACCUUCCUGAAGAUGGCUGACUCCGGUGGGCUGCCCCAGGUCACACAGCCCGGCAAGCUGACCGAAGCCUUCAAGUACUUCCUGCAAGGCAUGGGCUACAUCGCCCACCUGAAGGAUCGGAGGCUGAGUGGAAGCACAGUGCCAUCUGCCAGCAUGACCCGCCUGGCACGCUCCCGCACGGCCUCCCUCACCAGCGCCAGCUCAGUGGAUGGCACCCGCCCACGUGCCUGCACCCACUCGGAGAGCACCGAGGCCAUGGGGCAGAUCAACCACACCAUGGAGGUAUCGUGCUGAGGUCCACACCCGCUGCCGACGUCUCCUCCAGAGCCAUCUCCCAUCUGUCAGCAUCCUGCCAGCACCCACCUGCCCCAUGGACAUCCUCUACCAGGGCCCUCGCUCCUUUGGGAUCGAUUUGUCUUCUUUGCUGUUGGCCUCAUCCCUUUGUCUGGUGCCAGAGAAGGAGAGGGGCUUCACUUCACUGCCUCCUGGCUCCGGCUCCUGGCUUUGUCCAGCAGUCACACAUGGUUCUGCAUUGGUCCUCACCCUCCCUAGCACUGGCUUGGCCCUGGCUUGGGAGGGUGGGUGGCAGGGGGACAGGGCCAGGAUGAAGGAGCAGGAUGGGGUGGUGAGAUGGGGAUGGGAUGGUGCGAUGGGGCAGGACAGCAGGCUGUGGGCAGGACAGCAGGAUGUGGAGAGGAUGCAGAAGGUAGAUUGAUCCCCCAAGGUCAACCGACGGCUGGCCAAGCCAGAAGGAAGACAGGAACAGGGAGUGGUGCUCACUGGGAGGUCACUGGGCCCUUUCCUGGGGAUGCAUCUUCCAUUUGUCCCUGCUGGCCCUCCCUGGGGAGAGCUAGCAUGGGAUCCCCCAGCACACCCAGGACCUGGUGUCCCGGAGCCGGCUGAGCAUUGUGAGAAGUUGCACCCCAAACUGUCCUCUCACCGUGGUCAUGUACCCUGAGGGCUGCUCCGGGGCAGGGGUAGAGGGCUCAGCCCUGCUCCAGAAGCCAACAGGGCAGGAGGGUGGCAUGGGUGUCCUGCUGCCUCUGCCCACACCCUUGCCCGUGGUGGCACUUCCUUGGUCCCUUGUUGCAAGAAGGAGAAUCACCACCUGCCACCAGAAAUGCACCAGAGGGGGAAGGGGGGCUGUGUGUCCUGGCUUGCUCUGUCCCUGCCACACCGGCAGUUCCACUCGCAGCUCUUGGGCUGAGGCCGCCAGGGCUCAGAGGCCACCGGCUUUGGGGAAAUCACAUGGCAAAUCCCCCCUCCAGUUUCGCCACAGCCCGUGGGUGUCGCCGCAGUGGAGCCAUUAGCAAUAAGAUGAGACACUCCUCCCCUGCAAUUCUGAGGAGCCCUCAGCACUCUCCGCCCUGCAGGGUGCAUCACUGCAAGGUGCUGGCAGUGUGGGGUGACCCAUGGAAUGUGGGGAGCACCCCAGUGUCUGGUUCUGCCCGUAGGCUGGCUUUGCCCACAGAGCUGGCCAGACCCACCAUGGCCCCCCCAAAUCCACUCCCUCCCCAGCAUCUUGCCUGCGCACUGAGCGGGGCGUCUCUCAAGGGCUUGGCUCUCCCCGAGCCACGGGGCCCCAUCCGGCCACCAGCUACAGGUGGAUCCAGCCUCUUGCGCUCGGCACGGACAGCCGCGUCAUCGCGUAACCCCACCAUCAGCCACCCAGCCUCUGCUGCUGUCCCUGGCCCACCCCCCCAGCAGCAGAGCCCGGCUCCUCCUGCACCUGGGGUGAGGGAGCCCCUGGCUCUGGCAAUGGGUGCUCAGGUCUUUGCGGGUGGUCCGUGGGGGACCCGAGCAGGGACCUGUAGGGGACCCACUGGUUGCCACCAUCUGGAUGAGCAGAACCAGCCCACUGGGAGCAGGUCCCACCCAGCGCCCCAAAAGCACUUGCCCCCCAGACCCCGUGCCUGCUGCCCAGCAAGGAGCACAGGUGUCCCAGGGCUACCAGUGAGUGUAUGAGGGCUUUUGGCCCUGAGACCUGUGCCCCACCCAGCCCCUCCCACAUUGAAUGGCUACCCCGAAACACCAGUGUCCCCAUUUGUCCCCCACUUUGUUCUGCCGUGUGCUUCCUUCUCAGUGUGACUCUGAAAGCUAUGUAGCUCCUUUUUACUGUAGAUACCGCUGCGAUCUCUUGUUUUCUCAGCGUGUCCUUCCAGAUGAUAUAUAUAUAAAUACCUAUACAUAAUAUAUAUAAGGGUUUGUCCGGUCCCUGACCUUUUUGGGUUAAUUCCCUGUUGUAUUCUCAUCCAAGUGGUGCUGUGUGGUUCCGCUGGAGGUGGUCUGGCCGUGCUCGCCUUUGGUUCCUCACCUUGGUUUUGUUGGUUGGUUUACUUUUCCCUGGUGGUUUGUUCUUUUGAUUUUUGUUGGUUUUCCUUUUUUCCCGGUCACAGCGGAAUUUAAUGCAUUUUCCAGUCUGAGCGCAACCUUGUUUCGUUACGGCGGCAUCAAGGCCGCAGCACUCACGAGACGGCAAUACGUAAACCGGAUUUAACUAACUUGUUGCUGUAGAGAGGAUUUACUGUGUUGGAAAAAAACCAACAAACUAAUAAAGAUGUUAAGAACCUGC
Molecule: messenger RNA, 3629 nt
Organism: Harpia harpyja (harpy eagle)
Lineage: Eukaryota; Metazoa; Chordata; Aves; Accipitriformes; Accipitridae
Gene: NDRG4
Product: NDRG family member 4
Exons: 18
Coding region: 110-1351 (413 amino acids)
Biological process (GO): signal transduction; brain development; positive regulation of ERK1 and ERK2 cascade
Cellular component (GO): cytoplasm
Source: RefSeq, a predicted model, not a curated record